Messenger RNA from Entrophospora candida, 483 nucleotides. NCBI's taxonomy places the organism in Eukaryota, Fungi, Glomeromycota, Glomeromycetes, Entrophosporales, Entrophosporaceae. The record is from the annotation of a GenBank genome assembly.
AUGCCAUGUUUAGUCAACUUGAUUGUUUACAUUACAGAAACAAGAAAAAUUCCUACAAUUAACAAUUUUGUUAUGAAUGCUGCUGUUGGAGUUACCAAAUCUUCAACUGGAGAAGAACAUUAUGUGGACAAUUUAAAUGUGAAGUUCUUGAAGGUGAUGGCGACGAAUUUAACAAUCAUGGAACUUGAGAAUGAAGAAUUAAAACCAUCAGACAUUGUUGUAACAAUGACUGCAAUAGCAAUGAACCAACACGGAAGGGAUGACAGCAGUAGCAGAACCGUAACCACCUUAAACACUGUAGAAGCCACACAAGAGAUUAUGUCCUCGAUUGAAAAUCCCAAAAGAAAAAAAAAGGGAAAAGCUCCUGCUGCAUCCAUUAGAACAAAGGUAAAAAUACAAAAAUUAGCUAAUUUGGCAGUUCAGAACAUUGAUGAUGGUGAAUGCAGCACACCAGUGGCAGACAAUGACGAAGAUAAUGAAUGA